Schizosaccharomyces cryophilus OY26 is the source of this 2341-nucleotide messenger RNA. RefSeq names its product Nca2. Bases 283 to 1989 code for a protein of 568 amino acids. Lineage: Eukaryota; Fungi; Ascomycota; Schizosaccharomycetes; Schizosaccharomycetales; Schizosaccharomycetaceae. The transcript has a single exon. Gene Ontology annotation, cellular component: mitochondrial outer membrane. The record is from RefSeq and is a predicted model, not a curated record.
GUUGAGCAGCAAUAUCCACGAUUUCCACAUUUCAUAAAGGAUAAGGAACUGUUUUAUGCUUUCUUGUUCCUUUUUAUCUGCUUUGCUGAAAAAAAGGAAUCUGAAUUUAUGAUGCCCAUGUUCUUGUGAAUCACUCCUAUAACCUCAAAACCUUUUAGCAAUCAAAAACGCAAAAAUAGCCAGAAAGAAGUCUUGUUUUUUAUUUUCUCUCCUUUCAAUUAUUUAUUAUAGACUUAUUUAAUAAUUUUAUGAAGCUUAAAAUAGCAUUCUUGUGGACGAACUAUGGAAAUUUAUCGUAAACGGUUGAAAAAUGUUUACAGUACCUUUGACGAAAGUAUAUAUACAAAAUCUAGCUCUCCUCCGAGCUCAUUAGCAUUACAGGUUUUCCAGCAAUUGAAUGAAUCCUCAAUAUCCAAGUAUCAAUUACGGCUCGUCAUCCAGGAAACUCGAAACUUGGAAAAACAAAAGCACGAUUCCUUGUACUGGUCUAUUUUAGGUCGAUGCUCUGCUGUGUUGCACGUGAUGCUUUUACAAAGGUUACUGAAAGAAGCAACUGAAUUGACUGACAAUUUGCACUAUUGGGAGACUGUGGACAGAAAUUGGAUUUCACGCUUAAUUUAUUUGAUUCAAUCCUUCCCUAUUCGCUUAUGGAAAGCCUUUAGCAAAUCCAUCCAUUCAACAUUUCGCUCUCCUAACUUUUCCCAAGUGUUUAGGAAGAGCAACCUUUUCCCAAAAAUUAGUGCAUCAGAUAUCCAUUUCUACGCUCGUGAAGUAUUCAUUUCCCAUACGAAUGUUCUUUCGCUCAUACGCCAUGAAUACCAAAGCAAUGCUAAACAUUUGCGUAUUUUACGAGACGAACAUGCAUCAAAAAUUGGUUGCUUAAGUAGGGCUAUUAUGGACGCAAGAUUUCCAUUAGACAUUUCCGGUUCUACCGUCGACUCAAAACAUACAAAACUAGAUGAUCUCGUAACGGAAUGGAUCCAGCGCUUGCUAAAACUUUUAAACUCAAGCCCAAAAAUAAAUCAUGCAGAAGAUCUCAUGGCAAUUUUUGAAAGUAUUCUGGAACCUAGUGAGCAGUUUUUAGAAGCAAAAGAAUAUUUUAGUCCAUCAGCUUUGGAAAGAGGUUGGUUGAAAGCGCUAAUGACUCUGUUGGCGAGUUGGAUGACGAUUCGAUUCAUCACAAAAAAUCAACAUAAUCUAUUAGCAUGGAUGGAGUACUUAUAUUCAACAAUGGCAGAUUUUGUCAAUAAUUGGGUCUACAAGCCUAUCUUGGGUAUUUUAGAUACCAUACGCAGCAAUCGUGCAGACUCUCAAAUUGCAGUUAUUCAGACCAAGAGUUUGGAGAGUGAUAUGCAAAGUCUUCAACGUAUGGUACUAGAUUUUGUGCGUGAUACUUCUACAUCUGCCAUAGAUCUGGAUCUCGUAAGGGCUCAAGUACAUGAUGGAGACCUGACUCCGGUGCUACAGGCAUAUGAACAUGACUUGAAAACACCAUUGAAAACAGCCAUUACGGGAAAUUUGAUUCGUACUCUAUUAAUCCAAUUGCAAAAAACAAAGGUGGAUGUUGAGGUAACUUUAAGCGGCAUUGAUCGACUAUUAAAGAGUCAGCAGCUCGUGUUUGCAACAGUAGGAAUUACACCUAGCAUUGUUUUUUGUUAUGCUUUAACCAUGCAAUUCAAGAAAAACUUCCUUAACAAGAGUGUUUUAUCUUUAUCGGAGCGUCGCCAAAGAUUUCGUCAAGCCAUGCGAGAUGUGGAAAGAAUUUUGCUACGUUCAGGGAAGAAAAAAACUCUGGAAGACCAGGAAUAUGGAUUACUUGUAUUUCAAGUCAAUUCCAUGGCCGAGCUGUCCAAAGACUUGGCAAUUUCCAAACCAGUACGGGAAGAUCUUAUUCAAGACUUGGAAGACAUUCAGACGAACGCCUAUGGUAUUUCUUCCCAACUCCGUGCUAUUGAUCGUAUCUAUAGAUUAUUUUAUCCAACCAUUUAAUUUUAUGUUUCUCAUGGAAUUCAUUCAUAUACGACUUCUAUGAAGAAGCCUUGGGUUCAUAAACUUUAUGUUUUCGUUCUCUAUCUCUUCUCUUCUAUCCCUUACAAGAUUUCUCUAAUAUUAUGAAAGAAUAAAGGUUAUUAUGCUAUAACAUUUAUGCCAUUUGAACACAAGUGACAUCUUUUUGUAAGUUGAAAGUCGAAAAGUACCUGCAAAUGAUUUAUGAGUCCAUUCAAAAUGCACAAGGAACGCAUGAAAUACAAUGAACCGCUAAUAUUUAUUUCAUUCGCUAUUUUUAUUCUCAUACAUAUCUCUUAAUAUUAGGCUAUGCCCGUUGACACUUUGUUUCCAC